CGACAACCCCAAUUCCGUUUUCCCACACAAACACUCACUUUCAAAAACCCUAAUAAUAAUAAUCCAAUUUCAUCACUCACCUGAAUGCCGAUGAUAAUCGAGCAGUAAAAUAAUGUCUGUUUCGGAGCUCAAACAACGCCACAUCGCUGCAACGGAAACUGUAAACUCUCUUCGACAACGGUUAAACCAGAAACGUCUUCAACUUCUCGAUACCGACAUUGCUGGAUAUGCGAAAUCGCUAGGGAAGUCUCCGGUUGCUUUCGGUCCGACUGAUCUCGUUUGUUGUCGGACCUUACAAGGCCACACAGGGAAGGUUUAUUCACUGGACUGGACUCAUGACAAGAAUCGAAUAGUCAGUGCAUCACAAGAUGGCAGGUUAAUAGUUUGGAACGCUCUCACAAGUCAGAAAACACACGCCAUUAAACUACCAUGUGCAUGGGUGAUGACAUGUGCGUUCUCGCCACGUGGACAAUCGGUUGCAUGUGGCGGACUUGAUAGUGUAUGCUCCGUUUUUAAUCUUAGCUCACCAACUGAUAAAGAUGGUAAUAUACCGGUAUCAAGAAUGCUUAGUGGUCACAAGGGUUAUGUGUCAUCUUGUCAAUAUGUUCCUGAGGAAGAUAAUUAUUUAAUUACAAGCUCUGGUGAUCAGACGUGUGUGUUGUGGGAUAUUACUACUGGACUCCGAACUUCUGUUUUUGGAGGCGAGUUUCAAUCGGGACAUACUGCUGAUGUUUUAAGUGUUUCAAUCAAUAGCUCAAAUACACGAAUGUUUGUGUCGGGCUCUUGUGACGCAACUGCGCGCCUUUGGGACACUCGUGUUGCAAGUAGAACAGUAAGAACGUUUCACGGUCACGAGGGUGAUGUUAAUUCUGUAAAAUUCUUUCCUGACGGAAAUAGAUUUGGAACCGGAUCAGAUGAUGGAGCUUGCAGACUAUAUGACAGCAGAACCGGACACCAGUUACAAGUUUACUCCCCACCACAACAGCAGCAGCAAGGUGGCACUGGUACUGAUGCACCUAUGGUAACUUCUAUUGCGUUCUCCAUAUCGGGCCGGCUUCUCUUUGCUGGAUAUUCUAAUGGUGACUGUUUUGUAUGGGAUACUUUAUUAGCAAAGGUGAUUUUGAACUUGGGGUCACUUCAUAACUCGCACGAGGCCCGUGUCAGUUGUUUGGGUUUAUCUUCUGAUGGCAGUGCAUUGUGCACAGGAAGUUGGGAUACGGAUCUCAAGGUUAGCUCAAACUCGGUUUUCCGAUGCAUAUUGUCAUGAAAUCUUUUAUGGUAUUUUAUAGAGGUGGCAUAACGGGUAGGCUAGGUAAUGGGCAGUGUUGUAAGAAUCGCUAGGCGCUAGUUGGCCGGUGGGGUACGGAUUAAUCGGAUUGGGAAUUUUAUAUGUAAUCUUCAGAUUUAUAUAUAUACGCACACAUUUUUAUGUGUAAUUUUUUUAGCAAGCCAAGUUUUAAGCC
Molecule: messenger RNA, 1463 nt
Organism: Helianthus annuus (common sunflower)
Lineage: Eukaryota; Viridiplantae; Streptophyta; Magnoliopsida; Asterales; Asteraceae
Product: guanine nucleotide-binding protein subunit beta
Exons: 6
Coding region: 113-1267 (384 amino acids)
Biological process (GO): G protein-coupled receptor signaling pathway
Cellular component (GO): cytoplasm; heterotrimeric G-protein complex
Molecular function (GO): signaling receptor complex adaptor activity; protein binding
Source: RefSeq, a predicted model, not a curated record